AGACUAGGCUGAGCAUCUUUGUGUUUGGGUGUUUUAUUUAAUUUUUUUUUAAAUCACAUUACUUUUCUAAUCCACUUUAUGAAUAAUAUGUGAAGCUGAGCAUGAAGUGAUGGUCUAACUGGAGUUGAAAGUCUUGGGUUUGCUUGGCUUACAAUUUUAUUUCUUCUGUUUGAGCAAGUAAAUAACUUUAAUACACAGAAAUAUUUCAAGUUUUCAGAUGUAAGAAAGGCUUUGGAAUAUGGCUUUUGGAGAUCACUGUGGAUUAAGAUGCCUUUUGUUCACUGCUGUUUAGAUUCCUUUUGCUUGAGGGGGGCAGAAAUAGUGAACUAUCUGGAAUCCAGCUUUCAAACUUAACCGAGAAGAUUAUUCUGGUUAAGAAGCUAGGUUGUGUAAUUAAUUCCACUGUGAGACUUUAUUCCUGAAAACAUUCGGCAAGCAUUACUGAAAGCAGCAUACAGCUGUAGUGCUUUUGAAACUGGAGAAUUUUUGUUGUUGGUUUUUUUUUUUUGUUUUGUGUUUUGUUUCUUAAGAAGGAAGAAAGAAAGAGAACUUUUGUUCCUAGGAGAAUAGCUUGACCAGUUUCCUCGUUUCUCUUUCAAAUAUGUAUUUAAGAGAUCUUUUAUUUCAUCAUAACAAUAAUUAUUUGCAGGGGUUUCUGUGUUAGUGACUAAUUUAGAACUUGUAGAUGGGAGCUGCCUGAAUUGGCCAGACAGCUGUAAUCGCACUCCUCUAUUCUUAAUCUCUUUAUCUGGGCAGCAGCUGCCAUAUGGCCACAGUCAGCUGGAUCAGAUGUUUAUAAGCUUCCUUCUUCGUCCCUCUCUGUCCUCUCAGCCUCCUAAUUUGAUCACAGCUACCUUGUGAGCUGCCCUCCAAUCUUUAUUUUUAGCCCUCUCAAGGAUUAGGAUUGAUGUUAGCUGUGGGGCACUUAAAGUGAUUGUAUUGUAAAUCUUGGUUUAUUCUAUUGGUGGUGUCUUUCAGAAGGUAUCGGGUUAGGAUGGAAGUUUCACUGUGUCUCAGCAUAGUGCGGGGGGAGAGAAGUCAUUUCUGAAUAUUAACUCCACAUCCAUCCUCAGAUGCACUUGCUGAGAUAGAUAGUGGGGAGCCUUGCCUUUGGUCCCAGGAUGGGGAAAUGGGCUCCGCUGAUCUUAAAGGAGUUUUAGCCACUACAGUUGAAUUUUGACUGACCGAUCUUUGCCUUCCCUUCUUUCACUACCCUCCCUUGCCAGAAAACAUGGCAAAGAUGCAGAAUUGGAAGAAUAAAAGGUUAUGAAGACAGUAUGGAGUUUCCAGACCACAGCAGACAUUUGCUGCAGUGUCUGAGCGAGCAGAGGCACCAGGGCUUUCUUUGUGACUGCACUGUUCUGGUGGGAGAUGCCCAGUUCCGGGCACACCGAGCUGUACUGGCUUCAUGCAGCAUGUAUUUCCACCUCUUUUACAAGGACCAGCUGGACAAAAGAGACAUUGUUCAUCUGAACAGCGACAUUGUGACAGCCCCCGCUUUCGCUCUCCUGCUUGAAUUCAUGUACGAAGGGAAACUCCAGUUCAAAGACUUGCCCAUUGAGGACGUGCUAGCAGCUGCCAGUUAUCUCCACAUGUAUGACAUUGUCAAAGUCUGCAAAAAGAAGCUGAAAGAGAAAGCUACCACAGAGGCAGACAGCACCAAAAAAGAAGAAGAUGCUUCAAGUUGUUCGGAUAAAGUCGAGAGCCUCUCAGACGGCAGCAGCCACAUGGCAGGUGACCUGCCCAGUGAUGAAGAUGAAGGCGAAGAUGAUAAAUUGAACAUUCUACCCAGCAAAAGGGACUUGGCAGCUGAGCCUGGGAACAUGUGGAUGCGAUUGCCCUCAGACUCAGCAGGCAUCCCCCAGGCUGGCGGAGAGGCCGAGCCACACGCCACAGCAGCUGGAAAAACAGUAGCCAGCCCCUGCAGCUCAACAGAGUCUUUGUCCCAGAGGUCUGUCACCUCCGUGAGGGAUUCGGCAGAUGUUGACUGUGUGCUGGACCUGUCUGUCAAGUCCAGCCUUUCAGGAGUUGAAAAUCUGAACAGCUCUUAUUUCUCUUCACAGGACGUGCUGAGAAGCAACCUGGUGCAGGUGAAGGUGGAGAAAGAGGCGUCCUGUGAUGAGAGUGAUGUUGGCACUAAUGACUAUGACAUGGAACAUAGCACUGUGAAAGAGAGUGUGAGCACUAACAACAGGGUACAGUAUGAGCCGGCCCACCUGGCUCCUCUGAGGGAGGACUCGGUCUUAAGGGAGCUGGAUCGGGAGGACAAAGGCAGCGAUGAUGAGAUGAUGACCCCAGAGAGCGAGCGGGUCCAGGUGGAAGGGGGCAUGGAGAGCAGUCUGCUUCCCUAUGUCUCCAAUAUCCUGAGCCCCGCGGGCCAGAUCUUCAUGUGCCCCCUGUGCAACAAAGUCUUCCCCAGCCCCCACAUCUUGCAGAUCCACCUGAGCACGCACUUCCGCGAGCAGGAUGGCAUCCGCAGCAAGCCUGCCGCCGAUGUCAAUGUGCCCACGUGCUCCCUGUGUGGGAAGACUUUCUCCUGCAUGUACACCCUCAAGCGCCAUGAGAGGACUCACUCGGGGGAGAAGCCCUACACGUGCACCCAGUGCGGCAAGAGUUUCCAGUACUCGCACAACCUGAGUCGCCACGCAGUGGUGCACACCCGCGAGAAGCCCCAUGCCUGCAAGUGGUGCGAGCGCAGGUUCACGCAGUCCGGAGACCUGUACAGACACAUCCGCAAGUUCCACUGUGAGUUGGUGAACUCCUUGUCGGUCAAAAGUGAAGCACUGAGCUUGCCCACUGUCAGAGACUGGACCUUAGAAGAUAGCUCUCAAGAACUUUGGAAAUAAUUUUAUAUAUAUAUAUAUAUAAAUUAUAUAUAUAUAUAUACAUAUACAUAUAUAUAUAUACAUAGAUCUCUAUAUAGUUGUGGUACGGUCUAAAAGCAGUCUUGUUUCCUGGAACUGAAAAGUUGGGAUCUUAACUUGUUUUUGCACUUUAGAAUAAUAGCAUGAGAAUCUCACUAAUUUAGCAUUCUGAUAAAAGAAAGUAGAGCAAGUCACAAGUAGAGAGUUGUCUUUCUUUUGAGGGUUAGGCCAAGUUAGCCAAUAAAACCUUCUCAACAAAUGGUUCUGUCACAAAACGCUUUCACAUGGCUUACUUUUGUACACACUGCAUUGUCUUGAGCGCUUUCCCUGUGCGCCACACUGUUUUGUUUGGUUUUGUUUCCAGAGUAGAAAUCCCUCCAGUUUAUUAGCCUCUUUAUAUGUCUCAAAUUGCAUGAACAUUUUCUGGCUGUUGGAAACCUGAAUGCUUUUAGACCCAAAUGGAAAAUUUCUGAAAUGCUGGAUUAUCUAUUUUUAAACAAGCAGUUGACUUAAAACUUUCUGUGGCAACUUCUGGUUUUCUGAUGGUCCCCAGUGAGAGAAAUCUGACAGUACACUGGGUCACUGGGACUGUCGCUGUGAAGGUUUGCUUGAGAUGAAAAAGGAUAUUGCAGCUUCAGCAGUGUUGAACUGUGUGUUUAAAAUGUGAAUUACUGUUCUUGUAUACUGUAAUUGAUUACACGGGCUGGGGGGGGUGUCAAAGGACUUGACAGGUUGUGUUGAUGCUCUUAGUUGAGUCUUGAAAAGUAAAUAUUAACGCUACAGAAAUGCAUGAGUUUCAAUAUAUUUUUUGUCUUUGUUUGCAUUGUAUAACUUUAACGAGUGAGUUUAAAAUUAUUUAAUUUCCUUAGAAAAAUAGCACCAUUUGGGAAAAAAACUGGUGUUACGAAGAACAUAAAUGCACUGUUUUUAUUUUUAUUUUUAUUUUAUAUAAUUUAAAUUGACUUUUCCCAUGUCUUUAAGUUUGAAACUGUUAAGCUGAAUAAAAACUUAAGCUGCAAAUUGAUAACUUCGCUACAUUACAAGGAACAUAUAAAUGUUUACAAACGGCUUAAAGAAUUGCAUGUGCAGUGUGCAUUCAUACCACACUUGUAAUUGCACAGAACCCAUGCCAGCUCAGAGUUUAGGUGUACACACGUACCCAGCCGAGUGUUUUUAGAAUAACUACUGCACAAAUUGACAAUAGGUCAUAGGUCAUUCUCUCUCUCUCCCUCCCUUUUGCUUCCCUUUUCUUUUUCUCCCCUAUUUCCUUUCCUUCCCCUACCCCCUAACCCAUGAAAAGAUUCUACGGACUGAAAAAGCCCCAGGCUGAAAGGACCGAACGCCUUGAUUGACGUGGGGAAGGGGUUAGUAGACUGUGUCGGCAGCAGAGGCUGCAGCCCGACGUUUGGUUCUGAUGGCCAGCGUGCAGGGCAGAAGCGUUUUGCACACUGUUUGUUUUCCUGUCUUGCACUUACAAAUAAGGUCUAUGGGAGUAGCAUGGAAAACGAUUGUUGUUUUUCCCUUUUUCUUUUUUAAUUGCUUUUGUUUAAAAUUUGAUCGCCUUAACUACUGUAAACAUAGCCUAUUUUUGUGCUUAAGAUACUGAAUGGAAAACUCCAUUGUGUGUUGCUGGACUGUUUUGGAAAUAUUUGGUCAAAUGUAUGUUAAUUUGGCUGUAAUGGCAUUUAAAGCAAACAAACAAACAAACAAAAAAAGCUGUGAAAUGGCCUUGGAGCAUUAUCUUUAGUUACUUGAAGAGUUUCUAGUUUUUUUUUUAAUACAGUUUAUGUUAAAAUAAUCUUUAUUAAUUUAGAGAAGACAAUCAAUGUCUGUGAAAGAACGGACUCUUGGAUUUUUUUUUUUUUUUUUUUGUGGUCAUUGUGAGUGAUUGCUUUUUCUUUUUCUUAGUUUCACAUUCUUCCUUUGUUCUAAAUCUUAGACUGACAUCUAGCUUUGACAAUCAUAGUAUGUUUUAUUUCCUGAGGGGGAAUAACUUAUAAUGCUGUUUAGUUUUGUACUAUUGGUGUGUUGGUGAAUUUUUAAACUGUGUGCUAACUGCAAUAAAUUAUAUGAACUGAGAA
Molecule: messenger RNA, 4945 nt
Organism: Arvicanthis niloticus (Nile rat)
Lineage: Eukaryota; Metazoa; Chordata; Mammalia; Rodentia; Muridae
Gene: Zbtb18
Product: zinc finger and BTB domain containing 18
Biological process (GO): regulation of transcription by RNA polymerase II
Cellular component (GO): nucleus
Molecular function (GO): RNA polymerase II cis-regulatory region sequence-specific DNA binding; protein binding; DNA-binding transcription factor activity, RNA polymerase II-specific
Source: RefSeq, a predicted model, not a curated record